Messenger RNA from Prunus dulcis (almond), 404 nucleotides. RefSeq lists its product as uncharacterized. The transcript has a single exon. The coding region runs from base 1 to 360 and encodes 119 amino acids. The record is from RefSeq and is a predicted model, not a curated record. NCBI's taxonomy places the organism in Eukaryota, Viridiplantae, Streptophyta, Magnoliopsida, Rosales, Rosaceae.
AUGGCUGGGUUGCAAAGAUCUUCAGUGUCGUUUAGGAGGCAAGGCUCUUCAGGGUUUGUGUGGGAUGACAAGCACUUAUCAAGAGAGCUUGUAGACAAAGUAGCACCGCUGCUAAAAGGAGGAGGAGGAAGAGCACGACAAGACCAAGAGAAGGAUGAGAUUAUAGAGGGAGUUAGGGCACCAAAACCAAUCAACACCGUCAGUAGAAGCAGGUCCAACGGUGGGGGACGUAGCUACAGAACUGGGAAGGUCACGCCGGCUAUCGAACCUCCGUCGCCAAAGGUCUCUGCAUGCGGCUUUUGUGGCGGUUUUGGUAUACCGUCGAGAAAGAGUACUAAUCUUAGAGCAAGGGCUUGGUAAGCGUAGAUUACGGUAGAAUUAGGAUAGCAAAAACGAUGUAAAAG